CUAGUGUUCUCGGCGGGUGAGGCCGGCUACUACUGUUUCCGGAUCCCGGCUCUCCUGUUCACUGGCCGAGGGACACUGCUGGCCCUUCGCGGAGGGCCGUGGGCAGCAGUCUGGGAGCUGCGCCGACCACGGAGACGUCCAUAUAGUUCUCAAGAGGAGCUCAGACUCGGGACAGACCUGGUCCAAUCUCACUGUUGUGUACAAGGAAGACGGCCACACAAUCGGUAACCCAGCUCCAGUCCUGGACGGGACCAGCGGUACCAUCACCCUUGUCUACUGCAGAGACAACACCGAGGUCUUCACUCUCCAAAGCAGAGAUGAGGGAGUCACCUGGAGCAACCCCUGCAACAUCAUAG
Geodia barretti is the source of this 356-nucleotide messenger RNA. The record is from the annotation of a GenBank genome assembly. NCBI's taxonomy places the organism in Eukaryota, Metazoa, Porifera, Demospongiae, Tetractinellida, Geodiidae.